Messenger RNA from Sphenostylis stenocarpa, 1109 nucleotides. The record is from the annotation of a GenBank genome assembly. NCBI's taxonomy places the organism in Eukaryota, Viridiplantae, Streptophyta, Magnoliopsida, Fabales, Fabaceae.
AUGAGUUGCAGACUUGACAUCACUUUCUUCUUCUUCUUGCUUGUUACCUUCGUUCCUCUUGUUCAUAUGUUUCCCUUUGGUAGAAACCAGCUUGACAUCAAUUUCUAUGAUAGAUCAUGCCCCAAUCUGCCCAUGAUUGUUAGAUAUGGUGUUUGGUCAGCCUUGAAAGAUGACAACAGAAUGGCCGCAUCCCUCCUUCGGUUGCACUUUCACGAUUGCAUAGGCUGUGAUGCUUCUGUGCUUCUUGAUGAUACACCAUAUUUCACGGGUGAAAAGAAUGCUCUUCCUAAUCAUAAUUCACUUCGGGGGUUUGAAGUCAUUGAUAACAUAAAAGAACAAGUUGAAAGAUUCUGUCCAUCAACAGUCUCCUGCGCUGAUAUACUAGCAUUAGCAGCUAGGGAAGCUAUUGAUAUGGUUGGAGGGCCUUCUUGGCCUGUUGCAUUAGGCCGAAGAGAUGCAAUAACAACCAGUAAAGAGGCAGCUGAGGAACAAAUUCCCUCACCAAUUGAGCCUCUGGAAAACAUCACUGCAAAGUUUUACUCCAAGGGUCUUGACUUGAGGGAUGUUGUAGCCCUUUCAGGAGGACAUACAAUUGGUUUUGCCCAAUGUUUCACCUUCAAAGGGAGACUUUUUGACUUUCAAGGCUCUGGAAGACCUGAUCCCGUGCUUGACUUUUCACUUCUCACAAAAUUGCAAACCAUGUGUCCAAAUGAAGACACCUCAAACAGCAAUCUAGCACCUCUUGAUGCUACAAGUUCCUUGGUGUUCGACAAUGAGUAUUAUAAAAAUCUCAUAUACAACACAGGGCUUCUACAAUCUGACCAAGCACUAACUAAGGAUCGAAGAACUGCUGCCAUGGUUUAUUAUUACAGCAACAAUCGUUUUUCCUUCUAUAAUGAUUUUGCCGAAUCCAUGGUGAGGCUUAGUAAUGCAGGAGUACUUACAGGAAUAAAGGGACAAAUUAGAGAGAAAUGUGGCUCUGUGGUGGUGGCAGUAUUCCAGAAGAAUGCUGACCAUGUUAACGUUUAUGUCAAAUAUGAAAUCUUGGUGCCAAAGCUAAAAAAUAACUGGAUUUUGCAGUCUUAUGCAGAAGUCGCAGAUCACAAAAG